Trichosurus vulpecula (common brushtail) is the source of this 3734-nucleotide messenger RNA. RefSeq names its product FKBP prolyl isomerase 4 (gene FKBP4). The transcript is spliced from 10 exons. NCBI's taxonomy places the organism in Eukaryota, Metazoa, Chordata, Mammalia, Diprotodontia, Phalangeridae. Bases 1060 to 2445 code for a protein of 461 amino acids. Gene Ontology annotation, molecular function: peptidyl-prolyl cis-trans isomerase activity; protein binding. The record is from RefSeq and is a predicted model, not a curated record.
AGGAAGGAAGGAAGGAAGGAAGGAAGGAAAGAGAGAAAGAAAGAAAGAAAGAAAGAAAGAAAGAAAGAAAGAAAGAAAGAAAGAAAGAAAGAAAGAAAGAAAGAAAAAGAAAGGAAGGAAGGAAGGAAGGAAGGAAGGAAGAAAGAGCGAGCUGCCCUGGGUGUAUCUUUCCAAGCAGCACCAACUACCUCCCGAGCCCAGAUAGAUGAGGACAGUGAGAGGGGUAGGAGGAGAGCAGGACCAGUUCCCGGGCGACUGCUCCCCGAUCUCUAUCAUCCACAUCCUUAGAGCCUGUUUCAACGCACAGCUCAAAACGAACUGGGGCAAGGACGGGCUUUAAAAUGAGCUAGAGAAGGAUCUAGCCUAAUCGAGAAAGAUCUGGAAGAGUCCGUUUAAGCCUGGAGGAGGGAGCGCGGGAGCGGGGGAGGGAAGCUUGGGGGGGGAUGGGUGCCCAGGGAGAAGGCGUUGGGUCGAGUCCAGAAGACCGAGGGUCUCCAGGGGGAUCAACCCUUCCGCGGAUUAGGUUGGGGGAGGGUCGGAAUAAAUAAAUUGCAAACUGCGUUGGCCGCAGGAACCCAAACCGGCUCAGCGGACGCUGCCUCUGGAAACUUCUCCCCCUCGGGUCGUCCUCCCUUGCCCCUCCCCCGGCUCCUCCCAGCCCCUCCCCCGGCGGCGGCGACGGCGGCGGUGGCGGGUGCGGGGUGGGACCAACCUCUCCCCAGCAGCCACACCGUCCGCACUCGUAGCUGCGCUGCUGCUGCUGCCGCUGCCUCGUCCGUGCGCUCUCCUCUCCUCUCCUCUCCUCCGCUCCGCGCCGCGUCGCACUGCACCGCACCGGGCCUGGCCCCCGCCGUCGCUUCGCAGCCCCCGCGUCCUCCCCGGGAAAAGAGAGUUUACAGAAGGAACGAGUGAGCCGCGCGCUGCCCCGGCCUCGGCUGCAAUCCCACUCCCACCGCCCUAACCCGUGCUUGCAGCCACCCGGCCCAGGCAGACGGGGAGCGGCUUGGCUCGGCUCCCGGGCCCCAGCUUCACGAAUAAAAAAAGGCUCUGUGGUCGGCGAUGACUGCGGAGGAGAUGAAGGCGGCGGAGAGCAACGCGCAGUCGGCCCCGUUGCCCUUGGAAGGGGUGGACAUUAGCCCCAAACGUGAUGAAGGCGUGCUGAAGGUGAUCAAGCGAGAGGGCACGGGCACGGAGACUCCUAUGAUCGGCGACAAGGUCACCGUACACUAUACCGGCUGGCUGCUGGACGGCACCAAAUUUGACUCCAGCCUGGAUCGCAAAGACAAGUUCUCCUUUGACCUGGGCAAAGGGGAGGUAAUCAAAGCCUGGGACAUCGCUGUGGCCACCAUGAAAAUUGGAGAAGUCUGCCACAUCACCUGCAAACCAGAAUAUGCGUAUGGUUCAUCUGGCAGCCCUCCCAUGAUCCCCCCCAAUGCUACCCUGGUGUUUGAGGUGGAACUAUUUGAUUUUAAGGGAGAGGAUCUUACUGAGGAUGAGGAUGGUGGAAUCAUCCGCCGGAUACGAACUCGAGGCGAAGGCUACUCCAAGCCCAAUGAGGGAGCUAGAGUGGAAGUUGUGCUAGAGGGUCACCAUAAAGGCCGGGUCUUUGACCAGCGAGAGUUAAGCUUUGAGAUUGGAGAGGGUGAGAACUAUGAUCUUCCCCCUGGACUAGAAAAGGCGAUUCAGCGAAUGGAGAAGGGAGAGAACUCUAUUGUCUACCUUAAGCCCAGCUAUGGUUUUGGUAGUGCUGGGAAGGAGAAGUUUCAGAUUCCACGGGAUGCAGAGCUACAUUACGAAGUGACACUCAAGAGCUUUGAGAAGGCCAAGGAGUCUUGGGAGAUGACAGCAGAGGAGAAGCUCGAGCAGAGCGCCAUAGUGAAAGAACGGGGUACAGUGUACUUCAAGGAAGGCAAGUAUAAGCAAGCCAUGCUUCAGUACAAGAAGAUUGUGUCCUGGCUAGAAUACGAGGUGGGCUUCUCUAAAGAAGAAGGACAGCGAGCCCAGGCUCAGGCACUGAGACUGGCUUCACACCUUAACCUGGCCAUGUGUCACCUCAAGCUGCAGGCUUUCUCUGCCGCCGUGGAGAGCUGCAAUAAGGCCCUAGAGCUGGACAACAACAACGAGAAAGGCCUUUUUCGUCGGGGGGAGGCCUAUCUGGCUGUGAAUGACUUUGAGCUGGCCCGGGAUGACUUCCAGAAGGUCCUCAAGCUCUACCCCAGCAACAAGGCUGCCAGGACCCAACUGACUGUCUGCCAACAGCGGAUCCGUGAACAGCAUGCCAGGGAGAAGAAGCUUUAUGCUAACAUGUUCCAGAGAUUGGCUGAGAAAGAGAACAAGCCUGAGGCAGAACCAGCUGGAGGAGACUAUCUGCAGGAUGCAGAGAUGAAGGAAGACCAGCAGAAUGGGGUGGAAGUGAGCAAGUCUCAAGUGGAGGCAGAAGCAUAGCCAGCCCUUCAACCCCACUCCCACGGCUGCCUACCUCCUAUGCCCUAACCUUCCCUACUUCACCCUGUUAGUUUUGUAAAAAACAAACACACAAAAAAACAACCAAAAAAAAACCUGAAGAAUUUUGAGUGAAUUAGACCUUUAUUUUUCUAUCUGGUUGAAAGGUGACUUGGGGAAGGGGAAAGGAACAGUUUUGUUGGGGUUGGGUAGGGAAUGUUUUUGGAAAGGUGAUCCUUUCUACUCCCAAAAAUGUUAAUUUAUUUUGCUCCUUCCGCAGCCUGAUCCAUUUCUACAUUGAGGAAGGGAGUGGGGUCUGGUCUUGAAGCUGGGGUGUAGAAGGAGAACUACAGAACACCCCUUCUCCUCUGUUGGUGGCAGGGGAGUAUGACAAAAACAAAACCCAUUGCUGUUUCCCUGGCUUCCAUUUGUUCCUUUCCUAGUCCCAGACUUGUGGCAGUUGGUCUUUUCUGGUAUCAUGGUGACCACUUUCAUGUUUCCUCCCAUUUUUCCUUAACCAUAGCCAUGCCUUCUCCCCUUGCCUGUUCUAUGUUGUACCCAUCCCUGCUUCUAUGGCCUAUUACCUGCACGACCCUGAAGAUCCAGGCCCUCUCAAGUUCCAUACUUGAGCAAUAAAAUGGAAACAACCAAAGUUUAGGAGUCAGGCUAUGCUUCCUGUUCUGCCUAGGAGGGAGGGGGCGGUGAGAAGACCUCCGGGUGGGAGCAGUCUAAUAUGAUAGGCAAAAAUUAGAAAUUUAUUAGGGAAGGUACCUCCCUGAGGCAAAUAGCUUUUCUGCUUCGACUUGUCCAGUGAGGCUGGGCAAUGUGUUCUUUGAAGCAACUUAGCCAAUUAGUGCAAUUACAAGCAACAAUUGAGGCAAAACCCAUGGGAAUAUACACCAUUAAUCAAAAGGUGAUAGCCGAUAACAGGAUGCUAAGAGCAACUCCCAAGUGAUAAUAGAGCUGGGUGGGGAGAAACAGAUGGAGAUGGGAUAUGAAUGAGAAGAAAAACUACAGUAAGAUUGUAGCUAGGGCAGCAUUCAAUGGGAUCCAGCCUAGGACCCUCAACAUAUUCUUAAAGGGGAGAGAAUUGACCCUUCAAGGUCCCUUCACACUCUAGGCUAAUAGCAUUGUCCUCAAGUGAUGAGGCUGUCAUGGUGGCUCCUGAUUAUCUUCUAAUUUUUUUUUUAGGAGAUUGUAAGCCCCUUGAGGGCAGGGACCAUAUCUGUUUUGAAUUUCGUUUGUAUGGCAAUGCAUAGCUUGGUGCUUAAUAAAAUACUGUUAAAUGCUGA